Molecule: messenger RNA, 2862 nt
Organism: Nerophis lumbriciformis (worm pipefish)
Lineage: Eukaryota; Metazoa; Chordata; Actinopteri; Syngnathiformes; Syngnathidae
Source: RefSeq, a predicted model, not a curated record
AUGAUGACAUCACACGGAAAACUGAGGAGGGAGAAGGGGAGUUUGGCCGAGUAUGAAUCACAGAUGAAAGACUUGCGAGCUCAACUGACUGACCAGAUAAAAAUUUUGGACUCCCAGGUAGAGGUAAAACAGCAGCAGCUCUCUGACCUCUCUGAGUUCCUCCGUCGGCGUGGUGAUAUUGAGGCUGAAUACGCACGGGCUCUUGAUAAACUCACGGAGAGAUUUACGCACAAAACUAAAAAGAAGGAACAGUGGGGUCAGUCAGUGUGUCAAGUCUGGUCUGUCUUGCUGACUCAGACCCGUUUGGAAAGUCGUGAGCACUCAACGUUGGGCGACACCUGCUGCAAUGCACUAAUACAGCGGUUGGUGCACAGUACAGAGGACACGCACCGGCUACACAAACGGAGCAAAGAGGUUGGAAUUCAAAUGCAGGAUGAACUGCAUAAGGUAACCACUGAGCUGCAGACGGCUUUGAAGACAUACAACCAGUACCACACUGACUGUCUGAUAGCUGAGGGCAAAUUGAAGGAGGCUGAGCGUUUGGAAGAGAGACAUACUGGCAAAUCUGCUGAGCUUGGCCUCAGCCAAUCAGGAGGGCAGAGGCGGAGCUCCGUCAAGAAAAUGGAGAGAUUAAUGGAGAAGAGACAUGGCCGAGUCCAGGAGACCCAACUCAAGUGUACUAAGGCCCGAAAUGACUACCUGCUCAAUCUUGCCGCAGCCAAUGCAGCGAUGAACAAGUACUACCUGCAGGAUGUCAGCACUCUCAUUGAUUGUUGCGACCUGGGUUUCCAUCUUUCUGUAGAGAGGGUAAUGAAGUGCUACCUGACUAGUAGGUGGCGCAUCCAAAAGACAGAGGAGGCUGGGCUGAAGCAACUGGAGGCCGCUGUAACAUCACUAGACCAGAGUGGAGACAGAGAUGCACUGCUUCAGCAGCAUGACUCUGCUUUCUGCCUUCCGUUUAGAUUUAACUACCACCCACACGAAGGCGACCAGGUCUGUGAGGUGAGUGCAGAGAGUCAGGUACGAUACGAGAUGGAGACCAGAUUCCAACAGCUUCAGUCUCGACUAGCUGCUGUCACAUUGGAAACAGAAGAGGUAAGCAAAACGCUCAAAGCGACACUCACAGCCCUGCUGGACUCUAUGUGUGACACCGACUGCAACCCCACUGCUGAGGUUCCCAGCAGCUUGUUACAUGAGCCCCCCGGAGGAGGCUCUGCCCCAAAACUAACCCUCGCCAAGCGUCGAGCCAAUCAGCAGGAAACAGAAACGUACUAUUUUACAAAAGUAAAGGAAUUUCUUACCAGUAGCUCUCUGACUUUCAAACUUCAAGCCAAACAUGAUCUACUACAAGAGGCCAUACAGAAAGCUGAGGCUGUCAACACAGACCCCUCCAGAGCUCAGUGUUCUCGCUCGGUGCGAGUUUGGAAGUCCAGACCCGUUUCCCAAUUUUGCCACACGCUGUUCAGCACAGAUAUUCUGUCAUACAUACAGAGCUCCGGCCAGCAGAUCCCUGUGGUGGUUGAAAGCUGCAUCCGCUUCAUAAACCUUCACGGUCUACACCAUGAAGGAAUAUUCAGAGUUCCUGGGUCACAAAGAGAAGUUAAUCUAAUCAAGGAUGCAUUUGAAAGAGGAGAAGACCCUCUGUCGGAUAGUGAGUGUGACCUGGACUCGGUGGCCGGGGUGUUGAAGCUUUACUUUAGGGGCCUUGAGCCUCCCCUCUUCCCCUAUGAUAGCUACUCUCAGCUGCUGGAGUGUGUCCAAAUCGAAUGUAUGGCAGAGAAAGUAUUGCAGAUUAAAGGAAUCGUCUCAUCCUUCCCACGACCUCUCGUCAUCGUAAUGCGAUACCUGUUCGCAUUCCUCAAUCACGUGACUCAGUACAGUGAUGAGAACAUGAUGCAGCCCUACAAUCUUGCCGUCUGCUUUGGCCCAAGCCUGCUGAGGGGGGUCGAUUCGGAUGAUGCUGUUGCUCAGCAGCCACAGGUCAAUGACCUUGUCAAAACCAUGAUUCUCCAGCAUGAUGUCAUAUUCCCCGGCCAAUCAGAAUUGCCAGGCCCCAUCUACGAGAAGCACAUGACUCUUGAGCAAGAAUAUUGUGAACCAAUCACAGAGGAGGGAGAUGGAGAGCCUGAACAUCUACCCAGUGAGGACGAGUGGGAAGCUGUGGCAAUGUUCGACUACGCUGCAAGAUCUCCAGCUGAGCUGUCAUUCAAGCAGGGAGAGCUUCUUAUUCUUCACAGCAAGGCCUCCUCUGAUUGGUGGAGGGGUGAAGCUGGAGGGGUCAAAGGUCUCAUCCCACACAAGUAUAUCAGUGUCUUAGAAGGGUCAGAUAGAGGGAAACGGGAUGAAGGAGGAGGAGGAGGAGGAGGAGGAGGUGGCAGCACUGGAAAUCUGACAGCAGAUGAUCCUCAUACAGAAAACACUGUUCGAAUGCGGGUGAACAGUGAUGGUGCUUCGUUGCCUGGGCGACAACGAGGAAGUGAUGGAAGCCCUGGUCGAAAAGCACCAACCUCCCCAGCGGCACGCCACUUGCCGGUGUCUCAGGAGCGAAGACACACGCUGGACACUGUGAGACAGGCAGGGUUCAAACCUGCUGACAGACCUGCAUUUGUUCAGGGAGACAGAACAACGGUUGACAAGGAGAUUAUCAGUCGCCAGAUGAACUCCGUGUUCAAGGAACUCCUUUCUCGACAGCCGCCCAUGCAACCACCAACCCUUGUGGCUGCAGCACCCCCUGUGCCUCCUUCUUCUUCCUCUUCCGCCUCCACCACCCCCUCUUCCUCUACCCUCCCUCAAGUUGCCCCUGCUGCCAAAAAAGUGGGCUUUGGAAUUCGAGGACGGGCCCUUUUCCGGCCAGUGGACUAA